This is a messenger RNA of Kogia breviceps (pygmy sperm whale), 1669 nucleotides long. It is a transcript of the gene ST3GAL6, whose product is annotated as ST3 beta-galactoside alpha-2,3-sialyltransferase 6. The record is from RefSeq and is a predicted model, not a curated record. Gene Ontology annotation, molecular function: beta-galactoside alpha-2,3-sialyltransferase activity. Gene Ontology annotation, biological process: glycolipid biosynthetic process. Lineage: Eukaryota; Metazoa; Chordata; Mammalia; Artiodactyla; Physeteridae.
CGAGCGGCGACGAGCGAGCGAGUCGAGAGCAGCGGGCCUCUGGCCCCGGAACCCGGCACGCCUCUGCGGUCUUCGCGCCGUGGCCUCGGCGGCACUUACAAGUGAAGAAGCAGCACCACCUUUUGUCUUGGAUAAUUUCUAGUGGAGAGGCUCCAACAAUUUAGCAGCAGCCUCCUGGGCCUCCAGCACCCUUACCACAUUCUACAUCCUCAGGGGACAGAGGGCCUUUGGGAACAGACCCCUAAAAGAGUAGGUGGGCCAGCCAUGAGAGGGUACCUUGUGGCCAUCUUCCUGAGUGCUGUCUUCCUCUAUUAUGUGCUGCAUUGUAUAUUGUGGGGAACAAAUGCCUAUGGGGUGCCACCUGUGGAAAUGAAGAAGAGAAAUAAGAUCCAGCCUUGUUUAUCAAAGCCAGCUUUUGCCUCUCUCCUGAGGUUUCAUCAGUUUCACCCUUUUCUGUGUGCAGCUGAUUUUAAAAAUACUGCUUCCUUCUAUGGUAGCGAUAAGUUUGAUUUGCCCUAUGGGAUAAGAACAUCAGCCGAAUAUUUUCGACUUGCUCUUUCAAAACUGCACAGUUGUGAUCUCUUUGAUGAGUUUGACAAUGUGCCAUGUAAAAAAUGUGUGGUGGUUGGUAAUGGAGGAGUUUUGAAGAAUAAGACGUUAGGAGGAAAAAUUGACUCCUAUGAUGUAAUAAUAAGAAUGAAUAAUGGUCCUAUUUUAGGACAUGAAGAGGAAGUUGGGAGAAGGACUACCUUCCGACUUUUUUAUCCAGAAUCUGUUUUUUCAGAUCCCAAUCACAAUGAUCCUAAUACUACGGUGAUUCUCACUGCUUUUAAGCCGCUUGAUUUAAAGUGGCUGUGGGAAUUGUUGACAGGUGGCAAAAUAAACACUAAUGGUUUUUGGAAGAAACCAGCAUUAAAUCUGAUCUAUAAACCUUAUCAGAUCAGAAUAUUAGAUCCUUUCAUUAUCAGAACAGCAGCUUAUGAACUGCUUCAUUUCCCGAAAGUGUUUCCCAAAAAUCAGAAACCCAAACACCCAACAACAGGAAUUAUUGCCAUUACGUUGGCAUUUCACAUAUGUCAUGAAGUUCACCUUGCUGGUUUUAAGUACAACUUUUCUGACCUCAAGAGUCCUUUGCACUACUUUGGGAAUGCCACCAUGUCUUUGAUGAAUAAGAAUGCAUAUCACAAUGUGACUGCAGAGCAGCUCUUUUUGAAGGACAUUAUAGAAAAAAACUUUGUAAUCGACUUGACUCAAGAUUGACCCUACAGACUCAGAAGAUGAUGCUAACAGUAUUAGUUUUAUUUUUACACAGCAAUUUUUAGUUUAUUUUUAAAUAUGUUGGAUGUACUUGUCAAGAAAUUAUGUAUAUUAAGUCUGUUGCUGCCUGGUGCUUCAUAACCACCAGCUUAAUUUCUGUGAAUAUAUUUAAUUUAUGGAAACCAAGACAUGCUAAGAUAUCAGGGAGAGUGAAUUUUUCAUUGCAUUGUUUUAAAAAUAAGCUAGUUUUCUGAGGUGUUUUUAAGUAUCUUUUUAUAGUUACUUCAUCUUAGACUUUUUAAGGGAUGUGACUUCCUAAUAAGUAAGGGGAUUUAGUUUUACCACAGCAGAUUUUGAAUGUGACAUGACAUUUGAGAGGUUUAUCUGCCUCCUGUAAAUUGGUGGGGAGCUG